AUGCCUAAUGUAAUUUGUAUAUUCGAACGUUAUGCUGGAGAUAUCAUGUGGCGCCAUACAGAGCUUGCAAUUCCUGGAAAAGUGCUGCAGAUACGAAAGGUUAGACCGGAGGUGAGCCUGGUGGUGAGAAUGGUAUCGACUGUAGGGAAUUAUGAUUACAUUACUGACUAUGAAUUCAAACAAAGUGGCACCAUCAAAGUCACGGUUGGGUUAACUGGUCUACUUGAAGUAAGGGGAUCUAUAUAUACUCACAACGACCAGAUAAAAGAGGAAGUGUAUGGUACACUAAUAGCAGAAAACACAUUAGGUGCAUAUCAUGAUCAUUUCUUUACCUAUCACCUUGAUUUAGACGUAGACGGUCAUGAAAAUUCCUUUGUGAAAAAUAACUUAAAAACUAGACGCGUGAUCAAUAAAAGUUCACCAAGAAAGAGUUAUUGGACAGUUGUUAGUGAAACAGCUGAAACAGAAUCAGAUGCAAGGAUUCAGCUAGGUUCAUCACGAGGCGCCCUUGAAAUGGUAGUGGUGAACCCCAACAAGAAGACUGAGGUUGGGAAUGAAAUAGGCUAUUGUCUGAUCCCGGGAGGAUCUGCAACAAGUCCAUUGUUAAAAGACGACGAUUACCCACAAAUCCGCGGAGGUUUUACCAAGUACAAUGUGUGGGUGACACCUUAUAACAAGUCUGAGAAAUGGGCAGGAGGAUUAUAUACUGAUCAAAGCCAUGGGGAUGAUACAUUAGCCAUAUGGAGCCUCAGAGAUAGGGAAAUCAAGAACACGGAUAUUGUAUUAUGGUACACAUUUGGUGUUCAUCAUGUACCCAAACAAGAAGAUUUUCCAAUUAUGCCAACAUUAAGCACUGGUUUUGAGCUCAAGCCUACUAAUUUCUUUCAGCAUAAUCCAGUUCUUUAAUAAGUCAA
Messenger RNA from Solanum stenotomum, 914 nucleotides. RefSeq names its product primary amine oxidase-like. The record is from RefSeq and is a predicted model, not a curated record. Gene Ontology annotation, biological process: amine metabolic process. The transcript is spliced from 4 exons. The coding region runs from base 1 to 906 and encodes 301 amino acids. Gene Ontology annotation, molecular function: copper ion binding; primary methylamine oxidase activity; quinone binding. Lineage: Eukaryota; Viridiplantae; Streptophyta; Magnoliopsida; Solanales; Solanaceae.